CUCGCCCCUCCACCACCUCCGCCGCCGCACUGCGGACCCUUUACUGAACUCUGCUAACUUUUCAGUAAAGGGAAAGCAACUGCAUAAGUAUAGGUCCCCUCCGCUCCUUCCGAUCACCCCCGUGUCUCGCCAUCUUCGCACCUUCAAGUGCACUCAAGUCAAGUGCCAGCUUUCACUGUACUCCCACCCUCGACCACUCGACUCUCGAGGGAGCCCCCAAGCAUGCACAUUCCAUUCCAACUGUCUUAAUACCCCUCUGCUAGCCUUUCCUCCUCCGCCCACCAUGGCCGAGGCAAACGGUAGGCUAAGCAGUGAGCCCCCAUCAUCAUCCUCUUCUGACUUUUACAACACCGCCGUGCAUGAGUCACGUGCUACUGCUGCUGCUAUUCUCCCGGUGUCAUCAACUCCACAGCUGGACACCUCGGCCAAUGAUGACAAUAGCCACGACGAUGGCGCCGGCAACGACUCUGGCUCCGAGAUGGAGCUCUCCAAUGGAUCUCCAACCCCCGAGCCUACCAACCCUCCUGCACAGCACGCUGGUUCCAAGCGUAAGCUUAGUGAAGGCACGACCCUUCCAGACUCCGACCCCUCUACUACCCAGGAUGAUGCUGCAAAGAAGCGCAAGCUAGCAUCCCGUGACCUUCCGCUGGAGUACUGGCAGCGGAUCUUCACCCAUCUGUCCCCCGUCAUGCUUUCACGCUGUCUACGAGUAUGCAAGACCUUCUACCACGGUCUGAUGACGACGAAACCUGGCCCCGUCCCCGGCAUGAAGCCGUACCACAUCCGUUUCCUGGACAGCAAAGCCAUUUGGACGCAUGCCCGCAAGACCUUCUUCCCCAAUUACCCAGCCCCCCUCCCUCACCACACCGAAUUGGAGAUGCUUCAGCUCGUCGGUGGCACGACUUGCCACUUUUGCGGCCGCCGGGGCGAUGAAUCGCACUCCAAAGGUACCUUCGCAAUGGGCCCGGGUGCUGAAGGGGUCCGUGUGAUCUGGCCUUUUGCUAUUCGCACUUGUGGUCGUUGUCUCGGGGAAAAUACACUAAAGGACGUGGAGAUCCUUGUCUCUCAAGCCUCUACCCUUCGCCUCGGUCUGCCUUAUAUCUUCUUGACCCCGGACUCUCACUACAUCCCUGAUAUCCAACGCCAUCAGCCUGGGGGAAUCCCAUCCAAUGUGCGGGUCUCCAAAGUAUACUACAAGCAGGACGUCGACAAUAUUAUCGCCGAGGCGAACGACGCCAACCAGCUGGGACAAGGUGCAGUCGAUGAGUGGCGCAAAGGCCUCGCUGCUCGGGGUGCCCAGCACAUGAGAGAUGCUGCCCGCUGGGAAAACUGGGAUGCCGCGCACCCGCGCAUGGAUCUUCCUCAGAAGCUCAGGGAGUACGAUCUCACAUCUUUUCCCCGUCUUUUCGCAAGCGCUCAACCCAGACAUGCCGUGGGAGGACACGUGAACGCAUCACAUCAGCCACAGCUACCUCCGUUUCCGCCAGGUCCAACUCCCUUUGUCCCUUUGACCCCAGGGUACCCAAGUGGUUUCGGAGCUGCCCUUCAGCCAUUCCAGCCCCCCUUGCAGCCGGUUUCCAGACCGGUCCGCGAUUUGCACGAAGUCGAAGCCAUCCGUCAGGCUCGCAAAUUGGACAUUGAGCGCCGGUGUAUGGAAUUUGAGCCCCCAUUGGAGCCGAGCGUUCUACAGCACAUGAAGUCAUUCCAAGAUACCAUGCAGAUUACGGCUCCAAUGAACGACUCCGCAUGGGCCGUGCUUGAACCUCUACUCCUUGCUCAGAGAGAGGCUGCUGAACUGGUUGAGCAUCAGAGACAGUUUCGCUUGGCUGCACUGCAGUCGGCCAGGCCCAAUGCAGAUGCAGAGCAUACCAAGCCUUCCAAGGAGCUCGACGACAAAGACUAUGAAAAGAAGCAGGAGCCGCUGCGCAAGAGGCUCGGUGAGUAUGCUGAUGAAUGCAUAUCCGGCCAGUGGAAAGGAGGGAACCAAUUGCACAAGGAUAACGCCCCGGCCUUUGCGGUCAGUGUCUUGGAGCACGUACAUUUGCGAUAUCUGGAGCAGAAGAAAGCCGGCUUGUUGCCCUCCACGGAGACAUCGUCCAGACCCGGGCGUGGACAAGGCACCCCAGCCCCGGAGCCCUUCCUAUCUCUGGACAACAUGAAGUGGGUGUUUGAAAGCAAGAUCCGGCCCCUGACAGAGGCUCGUCGUCGAGAGCUGUUCGUUUGCGCAGAUUGUCCGGAGGAGCGCGCCCCUAAGUGGUUCGCCUUUGAAGGACUGAUGCAGCAUUACGGAGCCAAGCACACCACGGCGUUUAGCCAAGGGAACAUUGUCGUCCAUUGGACCACCUCGGAAUGGCCGGAGGAGCCCCCGUUCCAUCAAUAUCCGACACGCUUCAUCGCGGCCGAGAAGAAGGCCUCAGACCACAGGAAUCAUGGCCGUCCGAGGAACACCCCUCAAACACACGAGGACAGUUCUUUCGCGCCCCCAGCGACUUCCAGGCUCUUGUCAGAGAAUCCGCUUUUCUCAAAUUCCCAAUCUUCUGCGCAGGCAGAUCACGGGCAUCAAUCUCAUCACUCAAGCCAUGCUACUACCCGAGUCUCAUCGCAAGGUCAUCUCCAUGCGCCAGGAGGACCGGCUGAAGCCGCUAAUGGCACGAACGCGUCCUUGCAAGUUGACACGUUCUCGAAGUUCGCCCGUGAAGUGUGGGAUAUGCUGGAACUGGCCAAGCCUCCGGACUUCUAUGACUGCGUCCAUGUUCAAGUUGUCCUCUACCAUGCUGUCGCACGCUUCGCGGCUGUAUUCGGGUACACGCCAUCUUUGGACCUGGUCACGGAGGCGCUAGCCACCAACAAGCAGAUGAUGCCCGUUAAGAACGUGGGCGGUCUUGUUUGUCAGAUGUGUGAUGCUUCCCGAACGGAUGUUCAGGCCCAGACUUACUACGCCCGGAUCAAGAACACCAAACUCUACACCCUCCCGGCCCUGAUUAACCAUUUCAAGAUCAUCCAUUUGUCUCAGAACCCUGGCUGGCUGGAUUGGUUACAGCACAUGAUUAUGAUGCCGGAGAAACUCCUGAUUAACGAUAUCGUGGACGUCCAGGAAGUGAAUGACGAGAAGCUUGGUCUCAUCAAAGCCGCUUUGCCGACCGCAUUUCCCUAUCAUCUACCGAACAUUGACGUGGUUCAAGAUGCCCGUCAAGCCUCUGGACAUGACAGUGGAUAUGGUGCUCGCUUCUUGGAUCGUUUCGUCAAGAAGAGCAAGAAGGGAGAGAAUGCAAACCAGCCAAAGAAGAAGGGCCGAGGCGGUUUCCGUGGCACAGCCACGACAGCUCGUGUAGGGUCUGAUGAAUCCUCGUCGGAGCCCAACGAGCAUGAGUACGAUCCUCGGCGCCCGCUGCAUCUCCCCUCCGACCCAGCUCGUUACGAUACCGACUUUGCCCGUAGAGGCUCUGAUACAACGUCGCCGCUGGCGUCCCAAAACCUGAACCUGCCCCCCGAGACUCUUGCAGCGCUGGGCCAGUUGAGUUCUGCAAUUCAGAGCAAGCAGACGCCACAACUUCAGGGUAGCUAUGGAGCCGACCGGAGCCCGUCCGUAGGAAGGAAGGAUUCUCAAGGGUCGACGGGUCACGCUCCUGCACAACCGGACAUUGCUGCUAUUUUGGCCUCACUCACAGGACAGCCGCAGCCCACGCAAAUGAACACACCACCGGUGCCGAACCCAGGUGCCGGUCCUUCCACUCAACCCUACGGCGCUCACACUCCCAGCUAUCCAGACAAUGCUCACCGCUAUGCUUCCAACCGAGGUUCGGUUGCUCCUCAUUUGCACAACGCCCAGAGCUUCGAGCAGAAUCGCGCGCACUCUUACCUCGAGCCAGCAUAUGUACCGCAGAAUUCUCCCGCUCCCUACACAGCCGUGUACGACCAAGAAGGAAGGCGGUACAUUCCACAAGCCGGGCCCCAGCAUGCUUCAGCCUGGCACUCGGCGCAGCAGCCGAUUCAAGCCUUCCAAACCGUGCCGCUGGAGUAUAACCGCCCUCCGUCUGCAGGCGGACGCGUCAACGUCUAUUCGCCGAGCCCGCCAACUGCACCUGGCUCGGGAUCGACGUACGUUGACGAACUCGGUCGCUCCGUCCGGCUCAUCCCCAUCGAUGGGGAUCCCGCGCAAGUGCAGUACCUUCCGCAUCCGAUGAGACUGCAGUCGCAGCCCCCGCCUCAGCAGUACCAUCCGGGACUUCAGCAUGGCCAGGUUGCGCAGCCGAUGUAUUACCAGUAUCCUGGAGUCCAGCAGCAGUCCCCUCCCGGAAGUGCUGGAGGCGGACAUGCGUACGACCGUCGCUAUUGAUCUUUGCCAUGAAUUCCAUGCUUCUUGCUAUGAAGGAACGCUUUGGAUUGCAGAGAUGGAUAUCGUGCUUUGCCAAGAGAACGAGAGAUGCUUGUAUGACACAUGAGAACGAAUUGCGUAUGGUCCUUUGCGGUUGGACUACUUGAUGUGUGGUAUAAGACGCGCGCAGACUCAAUCCCUAAUGUCGUUACCGUUUCGAAAUUGGUUGACUCGGCGGAUGAUGGGAAGCGCGCGGCCGUGCUGCAGAGACGACGAAGAAGCAUAGAAUAACCUGGCAUAGUUAAUCCACUACUCCACU
Messenger RNA from Neohortaea acidophila, 4634 nucleotides. RefSeq lists its product as uncharacterized. Gene Ontology annotation, molecular function: protein binding. The transcript is spliced from 3 exons. The record is from RefSeq and is a predicted model, not a curated record. The coding region runs from base 284 to 4336 and encodes 1350 amino acids. Lineage: Eukaryota; Fungi; Ascomycota; Dothideomycetes; Mycosphaerellales; Teratosphaeriaceae.